GGUAGGUAGUCACAUUCUGGGCCUCCCACACAGCGGAGCGGAACGACACGCCGUCCGCUUGCAGGGCACAGCGCGUCGCCGUUGGCCGCCGCGGCGGCACGCGAGCUGCGAGCUCCCGGCAGAUGGCGCCCUGCCGCGAGGAGCUCGACUGCGGGGGGGCGGCCCCCGCGCCGCGGCAGUGCGGCAGGGUCGUGUCGAGCCCCUCCGAGCUGGCGGGGCUGGCCGCGUCGAGCGUGCGCUGCGGGGUGUGCCUGGAGGGCUUCGCGGGCGGGGAGGGCCCGAGGCGGGGCUCCGCCCCUCCCGGCCGAGAGGUCGUGCUGCUCGCGUGUGGUCACCCGUUCCACGAGGGCUGCCUGCAGCAGUGGUUCGAGGAGCGGCGGUCCUGCCCCGCGUGCAAGCGGCGCUUCGGGCACAUCAUCGGGCGCCAGCCGGACGUCGGGACGAUGGCGUGGAGGCUGGACAGCAGGACCCGCCUCGCAGGGCACCCGGACAGUUUCACAAUCGUCAUGACCUUCCGUUUCCCCUCGGGCAGGGACCCCGCGGGCCAGCAGUACAGGGGCCGCACGCAGCACGCCUACCUGCCCCACGACGAGCGCGGCAAGCUGCUCCUCGAGCUGCUCCGCCUCGCGUUCCGCAGGCGCGUCCUCUUCGACCUCCGCGUCUCCGCCACGGACGCCAAGUACUGGCCGGCCUUCAACAUACACCUGAAGACGGCGACGACUGGAGGCCCAGAGAGCUUCGGCUUCCCCGACGACGGCUACUUCCAGCGCGCCACGGAGGAGCUCCGCGAGAACGGCGUGACCGUCGCGGAGCUCGCGUGAGGCGGCGCGCCGGGCGCCGCGCGUGUGCAGGCCCCGUGAGGGGCGUGGGGCUGAGCCCCGGACACUGGCGCGGCGGCCGCCCAGUGGCGCGACGCCGGC
This is a messenger RNA of Prorocentrum cordatum, 920 nucleotides long. The record is from the annotation of a GenBank genome assembly. NCBI's taxonomy places the organism in Eukaryota, Dinophyceae, Prorocentrales, Prorocentraceae.